This is a messenger RNA of Vollenhovia emeryi, 1906 nucleotides long. It is a transcript of the gene Sodh2, whose product is annotated as sorbitol dehydrogenase. Gene Ontology annotation, biological process: D-sorbitol catabolic process. Bases 21 to 1073 code for a protein of 350 amino acids. Gene Ontology annotation, molecular function: zinc ion binding; L-iditol 2-dehydrogenase (NAD+) activity. The record is from RefSeq and is a predicted model, not a curated record. NCBI's taxonomy places the organism in Eukaryota, Metazoa, Arthropoda, Insecta, Hymenoptera, Formicidae. The transcript is spliced from 8 exons.
GGUGUCCGCAGGAGAGAAUCAUGGCCAACGACAAUCUCACCGCUGUACUGUACGGCAUCAACGAUCUGCGCCUGGAAAAUACGACUAUCGAGGAACCAGGGGACGACGAAGUGCUCUUGGAAAUGGGAUGCGUAGGAAUCUGUGGAUCGGAUGUUCAUUAUCUUGUUGACGGCAGAAUCGGCGAUUUUGUAGUGAAGAAACCAAUGAUCAUCGGCCAUGAGUCUUCCGGAACCGUUGCCAAGCUUGGGAAAAAUGUCAAGACUUUAAAGGUCGGCGAUCGUGUUGCCAUUGAGCCUGGUGUGCCUUGCAGGAUGUGCACGUACUGCAAACAGGGACAUUACAAUCUGUGCAAGGAUAUCGUGUUUUGCGCGACUCCACCCGUGCACGGCAGCUUAAGGCGUUUCUACAAACAUGCAGCCGAUUUCUGCUUCAAAUUGCCCGAUCACGUGAGUUUAGAGGAAGGAGCGCUUUUAGAGCCAUUGUCAGUGGGAGUACACGCUUGCAAACGGGGCGGAAUCGGGAUCGAUUCUGAAGUAUUAAUUCUAGGUGCUGGCCCGAUCGGUUUGGUGACGUUGCUGGUAGCCAAAGCCAUGGGCGCGAGCAAAGUGGUUAUCACGGAUAUCGUGGAAAGUAGACUGAACGUGGCGAAGAAACUAGGCGCCGACAGCACGUAUCUGGUGCAAAAAAAUAGAUCGGAGGAGGAUAUGGUAGCUGACAUACAUGCGAUCUUCGAGGGUGAGCCUAACAGGACGAUAGACGCCUCCGGUGCACAAGCCUCAAUUCGUUUAGCGAUUCUCGCGACUAAAUCCGGUGGAGUCGUGGUAUUAGUGGGAAUGGGUGCUCCAGAGGUUCAAGUUCCACUAAUAAGCGCCCUGAUAAGAGAAGUCGACAUCAGGGGUGUCUUCCGAUACGCGAAUGACUACAGUGACGCAUUGAGGCUCGUCGCGUCCGGUAAGGUAGACGUGAAGCCGUUGAUCACUCAUAAUUACAAGAUAGAGGAGACCAAGCAGGCGUUUGAGACCAGCAGAACUGGAGCAGGCGGAGCUAUCAAAGUUAUGAUCCACUGUAAAUAGAUGAAUCGCAGUUGGAAUUCUUUCUAUCGAAUACAAUCAUAAACUUCUAUAAGAAAUACUAUACGAAAAGCUUUUAUAUUGCGACACGUUAAAAGAAAGAAAUGUCUGGAUAUAUUUAGAUCGACGUGGAUAUAUUGCAAUUUGGCAGAAUGUUUUAACACCGAGUCUUUCAUCACGUUAUUUCUUGUAACAUUGCGCUAUGCAGAAUUUACAUGCGACAUUUUUUAAGCUACAUCUAUUAUAACAAACUCAAUUAACCGCAUUACCCCGCAUCGGUGCAUACAUAAGAUUACUACACAUGUGAGUUAUUAUUGUUCAAAAAUAUUAUAUAAAUAUAUAUUUUUACUGAUAACAUAUUCCAUGUUAAUAUUAUUAUAUAUUUUAUUAAACAGAUAAAAGAUCAGAUAUUCAAUUGAUAAAAGUAUUUAUACUUUUCAUUUCCAAUUAGAUGAUUUCUUUAUAAUUAAUACAUUAAAACAUAAUUAGUGCAUAACUUUCUCUGUUGAAUUUAUUACAAUACUAUUAAACACGUGGUUUAACUGCAAUCAGACGGUGCUUUAAAUAAAUACAUUAUUAUUAAGAUUUUGCACACAAACAAUAAAAUAUUUGCUGUUUAAAAUUUAAAAAAUUACAGUUUCCUGUGGUACAUCGUGCAUUUUCAUUUUACUAAUUUAAUUUAUAGCACAAAUGUCUGAAACAUUGAAUAUACAACAAAUAAGAAAUAGAUUAUUACGGAUUUCAUUCUACAUAAAUUAAAUUUAACAAAAUAUUGUAUUACAAGUGUUGCAUGUAUUGAAAAUAUAUACAAAAUAUCCAUCCGUGCGAACCACAAA